Messenger RNA from Vidua macroura (Pin-tailed whydah), 2802 nucleotides. It is a transcript of the gene LRRC3C, whose product is annotated as leucine rich repeat containing 3C. The coding region runs from base 222 to 1019 and encodes 265 amino acids. The transcript is spliced from 2 exons. The record is from RefSeq and is a predicted model, not a curated record. Gene Ontology annotation, molecular function: protein binding. Lineage: Eukaryota; Metazoa; Chordata; Aves; Passeriformes; Viduidae.
AUGGUCCUGAGCCAGACUCGCCGGUGCCCUGGGGCGGCGGGACCCCGAGCCGCAGCCCAGCCUGGCGGCCCCCAGCCCGGAAAGCUGGGGGCUGGGCUGGGGACCCACUCCGGUUCCCCUGGAUCUCGCCCCGCCCGGUGCCACCGCCGCGGGUUGGGUUUCCCCGAAUGUGCCAAGUCCAGCUGAAGCCACUGUGGGUGUGAGGAAGGCAGUGCAGCACCAUGACUGCGGCACAGGGGCUUCUCCUCCGCCCCAUCACCAUGGGACUGCUCCUGCAGAACCUCUUCCUCCUCCUCCUUCUCCUCCUGGGCUCCUGCCUCCACCCAGCCGCUGCUUUCCCCAAGGGCUGUUACCCCUCGGAAGAGGAGGGGCUGAAGACCUUUCGCUGCAGCAACGCUCAGUUGACCGAGGUCCCCAGGGACAUCCCCAAUGACACCAACAAGCUCUACCUGGACUUCAACCAAAUCCCCUUCCUGCCUCGCGAUGCCUUCCGGGACCUGCCACUCUUGCUGGAGCUGGACCUGUCCCACAAUGCCAUCGCCAGAAUUGAAACUGGGGCUUUCCAGGGCCUGGCAGAGCACCUGCACUCUCUGGACUUGUCUUCCAACAGGCUGGUGUCGGUCAGCAAAGACGCCUUUAGCAACCUGAAAGCCAAGGUGAACCUGUCCAACAACCCGUGGCUGUGUGACUGUCGGCUGCAGGAGCUGAUCCGUGCCGUGGAGCUGGCGGCCGACUCCUCGGGGGGCAUCGUGUGCGACUCCUCCACGCAGGAGGAGCACGUGGGCAAAGCUUUCCUGCAGGUCAUUGCUGACACAGACUUCUGCAACGUGUACAAGAAGACCACGGACAUCGCCAUGCUGGUCACCAUGUUCGGCUGGUUCGCCAUGGUGAUUUCCUACCUGGUUUACUACGUGAGGCAGAACCAGGAGGACGCCCGGCGGCACCUGGAAUAUCUCAAGUCACUGCCCAGCAAGCAGCGGCGAUCGGAGGAGUCGUCCACCAUCAGCACUGUGGUGUGAGCACCAGCAUCCUGCAGGACAUGGGCACGUGUGGAGCUGGGGACCAGCCACUCCAGGGGCUGUCACCAGCCACUGGCAUCGCACAGAGAUACUAAUGGAUUUGUUCUGUUCUCCUCCUGGCAGCAGCAGCCGUGGCUGAUGAGUCCCUGGCUCUGGUGGGUGAGGACGGGGAUGAAAAUCAGACAUGAGCACGGAGGAUCCGCAGCAUUCUCCCAAGUUGUGGAGGACUGGAGCAACCUGGAGCAUCCCCCUGGCGUGCAGCCAUUGCUCCGACUGACUUGGACAUUUGGACUUCAUCUAAAACUUUUUAUAUUUCCUUUGCAGAGAUCCCUUGGGGCAUUAAUGGAAUCGAUGUUUUCAUCUCUCCCCGGCUCCCCCUUGGCUGCCCAAGGCAUGGUACGGCAGCCCAGGGCAGCCUGGGCCCGGGUGUCUGCUGGGAGGGCAGUGGGGAGGAGCAGUACAGGUGCAAGGCCAAUGCCCUGCCAGGUCACUGGCCCUGGAGGGUCACGGACUUCGAGGGCAGCCAGCGGGACCAAGAGGUGGGGCAGGGGGUGGGGACGCACCGGUUGGUGCCGCCCCAUCUUCCGUUUCAUCUCCCUGCCCCUUUCCCGGCGCUCAGGCCAGGUGGGGCAAGGGCUGUGGGGGUCCCCACUCAGACAUGGGGGCACUGAUGGGAAAACCCAGGGCCUUUCCCCUCGAAGUGUGGGCAACGAGAACCAAACGGGGAAUGAACUCCCUGGGGCAGAGCCCUUUGGGGCUGCCAAGGGAUGUGGGUGCUGAUGGAAGGGCAGCUAGGGGUCCUGGCAGUGGGUCCAGCCCUGCUGGGAUGCUGGGGGAGUGGGUUUCCCCUCGGUGCUCUCGGGAACCACGUGGGAGGGUGUUUGCAGCACCUUUGGCCAUCUGCUCGUGUCACUGCCAGAGGGGAGCUCCCACCUCACAAGCUGCUGACCGGUCACUGUGAUGGGAAGCAGGAUGGAGGGAGCUGCCACAGCUCCUCUGUCCUCUCCCCACUCCUGCACUGCUGUCAGGAGCCUGAAUCUCCCCUAAAAUAUCCCAAAGUCCCUUCUUGACACUUCCAGUAUUGGGCUGCAGUUUCCUGGUGGCAGUGGUGGAGGUGAUGCUGAGCACAGGGCUGGCACAGGCAGGGGUCAGUGCCCAUUUUGGGCAUGCAGGGUCCAAGUGGCAACUCGGAGCAAAGCCAGAGCAGCUGCCGACUCUUCCACCUGCCUGUCUGGUCUCGGGGACAUCUGGUUUUGCUGGUUUUGGCCUUUUUUUAAACCAACCAAUGCUAAAUUGCCUUAACUCACCAAGAGCACCAACCAAAGCUGCUGGAAGCUCCUCUGUACUGGGCCAGACCUGCCUUGUUGCCAGGCCCAGCCUCAGCCCCUGGUGUGGGCAGCCCCAGUCGCUGCCUGGACCCUCGUGCCUGCUGUCGGUGGGAGCCGUGGGACUGAGCCGGCCAGGAGCAGGGCCCACGCCCUUCCACAAGUGCCUGAUUCCAGCACAGAGCAGGAGCUCUGCAACGCACAAACACCUCAGCCCCAGCUCCCAUCCGGGCGUCCCCGCAGCCCCAAGGCAGCUCCUUCCCUCUCUGCAACAGGCUGAGGAGAAAAGGGGCUGGGGGGGACCCGACUGAACCCCCUCAGGCUGCUCCCCCAGGCCACUGCUUGUGCCCGCAGCAUGGGGGAUGCCGGGACCACCCGACCCAUCUGUGUUUGGGUUAAGGGACAUUUUAGUUCUUACUUUAUAUGAUAAUAAAGUUGGCUUUUACUUUGGAGCCGGA